Messenger RNA from Rubroshorea leprosula, 559 nucleotides. The record is from the annotation of a GenBank genome assembly. NCBI's taxonomy places the organism in Eukaryota, Viridiplantae, Streptophyta, Magnoliopsida, Malvales, Dipterocarpaceae.
GUCAUUUUGUCAAAAACCCUAAUUUAAUUUCUUCUCAAAAUCUCUAAGAAGCAGCUGACUGCUGAGAGAAUUCGAAACCGGAUCAAGGAAUGGGUGACAAGAAGAAGAAGACUUUCAUGUUCAUUCGUUUGGUCUCGGCUGCUGGGACUGGAUUCUUCUAUGUUAAGAGGAAGAGUGCUAAGAAAGUUGCAGAGAAACUUGAGUUCCGGAAAUAUGAUCCUCGGGUAAAUCGUCAUGUUCUGUUUACAGAACAGAAGAUGAAAUAGAAAACCCAUCUCUUCAUUUUUUUUUUUUUGCCCCUUUUUAUUUAUUUUGGUAUGGAACUUUGAAUUAUGUACUGUUGGCAAAAUUUUCUGAAUGCAUUUUCUUGCUGCUUUGAUUGUUACACCUCUUUGCAUUUUUCCCAAAUAAGGAUGGAAAUCACUGAUCUUUUCAAUCCUCAUCUAAGUGUGGGUUGUGGUAUUUCCAUGAUGUGAAGCAAUGUUUGAACUUUUAUUAGAGUUGAUUCAGAUAAUGUUGCUUGCUAUAAUUCAGAUUGCGAACUGGUCAAUUCUAUGGU